AUGUCACAACAUCAAGAUACAUCUGCUUCUAAAAAUACUAAGUCUACUCAAAAGGUUAGUGCUCCUCCCAUGGGCAUUCCUGAUGAUGAGAUUCUGGAUGUUGUUCCUCUCUCUGUUAUUCCCUGUGAGGCCCUUGAUUUGAACCAAUCCAUUGAUGCCUCAACUUCUGCAUGCUCCAAUCAAGGUAACACCUCUAGUAUCCCUUCUGGUUUAACUCCUGCUGCUCACUCUAGGGAAGAUAAACACUCCACUGAUCGUGUUAUAAGAAACCUAGUCACUAGAAUCCUUAAUGAAAGUCACUCUGUGAAGGGAGUCUCUACUCCCCUGUCUCAAAUAUACCCCUCUCCUGAGGUUGAACAACAUAGUGAGAAGGAUGACGAUUCCUCCAGGCAAACCGUGUCUGAAAAAGGAAAAUCGGUGGCAUCUAAAACGGUCAAUGCUUCCCAUUCUGAGAAGCAUGAUGAUGCAAACGUUGUGAUUGACCUAGAGGAUGGUAGCUAUGAGGAUCAAGAGGAAAGCUUACUUCAUCACAUAAAGCCAAGUGUGGCUAAACGCAUGAAGACUCGCAAAGGUAAAUCUGUGGUUGAACUUAUGUCAGCUAGAAAAGCUAAGAAGACUACUGGUAUUGGUCCCUCUAAAUCUUGGAGCAAGGUUGAAGUGAAGAAGAGGAAGGUCAAAGAUGAUUCUGAGUCUGAAGAGGAUGUUGAGGAAGAUGUCCCUGACAUCUCGCCUGUGAAGAAAAGCACUGUUAGGAAGUCUCCGAGAAGGGUGGUUGUGGAAAGGGAGUUGGGAAAAGAUGCUGCUGAUGUCAAGGAGGUCAUGGACCUGAUAAAGGUUGUUGGGUUGUUGAAGACUGUGGCUGGGUUCUCUCAAUGCUAUGAGGGAAGAAAAAUUGAGGGUGCAGGUGAAUUAGAAGUUACAAACAAUGAGGUCUGUAGAGAGAUUACAGCUAGGCAGGUGAAAGGUUGGCCUGUUAAAAAGCAUCUUCCUGCUGGGAAGUUGACUGUCAAGUAUGCUAUCUUGCAUAAAAUAGGAGUUUUAAAUUGGGUCCCUACCAACCAUAUUUCCACCAUUGCUAAUACCCUUGGGAGGUUUAUUUUUACUGUUGGAACCAAAGUGAAAUUUGACUAUGAUAGAUUUUUGUUUGAACAAAUCAUCAAGCAUGCAUCUACUAAUGCAGUUAAGCUACCAAUUGCCUUUCCCUCUAUGAUCUGUGGAAUUAUCUUGAAUCAACACCCUGGUAUUUUGUGCUCUAAUGACUUACCUAGUAGAAGAAAACCUGCUCUAUCUGUGCACUAUAAACUGUUUGAAGGCAGUCAUGUCGAGGAUAUUGUCAUGACAUCUGUCAUGAAAAAGCCAACCUCAAAAGUUGGAAGAAUUGCGGAACUUAAGGAGAUUUGCAAAGAGCUGGGUGAAGGGAUAAGGGUAGCAACCGCUAGAAAACAAUCGUUGGAAGCCUUGAUUGCAAGCUUGGAGCAGGCUAAAGGUGAAAAUAUUGAAAAUGCUAAUGUCAGCCAUGAAGAAGAAGCUGAAGCCCACACCUCUAGUGAGAGGUCUACUAACAACGAUGACACAAGUGGCAAUUUUGUUUCUAGUGCUGAUGAAGCUGCAAGCUCAAGCUCUACUGAGUAA
Molecule: messenger RNA, 1632 nt
Organism: Lathyrus oleraceus (garden pea)
Lineage: Eukaryota; Viridiplantae; Streptophyta; Magnoliopsida; Fabales; Fabaceae
Exons: 4
Coding region: 1-1632 (543 amino acids)
Source: RefSeq, a predicted model, not a curated record